This is a messenger RNA of Trematosphaeria pertusa, 1443 nucleotides long. RefSeq lists its product as uncharacterized. The transcript is spliced from 3 exons. Bases 1 to 1443 code for a protein of 480 amino acids. Lineage: Eukaryota; Fungi; Ascomycota; Dothideomycetes; Pleosporales; Trematosphaeriaceae. Gene Ontology annotation, molecular function: oxidoreductase activity. The record is from RefSeq and is a predicted model, not a curated record.
AUGAAAAGCACGCUUCCAUCUGGUGCCACUCCUUAUAAUGUCCAGCUAUCCACCGAGCACUCGCCAGGCUACACGCACGUCGAAGGGUUGACGAGAGAGAGCGCGGAUACGGCCUCCGACUUGCUAAUGCUGAAUCACGCCAAGUACCACACGUACUUCCAUAAACAAGUGGGACUUCACAAUCAUAUCGUUCACCAGUUAUGCACUCUGUGGGCUCUUGGCGCCUCUCCAGCGGAAAUGCAGACUGCGUACGACCUGAACAAGACGUUCCAACUCCCGCAUUUCCAUCAUAAUGCCGAGACUUUGGUGAAGAUGAGGGACCCUGCAUUCUUUAGAGAGUGUCUGGGGAAGUCGGAGUUUUAUAACGACUAUUUGCAUUUCUUCCAGGAUGAAAUUGCGGAGAGGGGGGCUGAAGAAGUAUUGAAGGAGUAUGUUUUCAAAGGCGAUGAGAGAGCCGAUGAUAUGCUGGGACGGAUGCACUCCGGCUUCCUACAUCCCAUCAUCCACCUCGGCUUCUCCCUCGAAUUUAACCAACCCUGCCUCGUUGCCGAAUCCCUCGCUGGCGCAUGCGUCCACGACAACUGGCCGCUCCCCAUCCUGCUCUCCAUCGAACAGCAUCUCUCUUCCCACCCCGACACGCCCCGUAAAUCUAUGCUCUCCAUCUUGCAAACACUGCAAACCGAUCCCAUCUUCGCCGCCGCCGCGAAAACAGGGGCCGUGCUAAACCGUGUCACCGACGCCCUCAUCCCCCACGCCGGGCCCCAGCUAUCCUCCCUCCUCGCCCAAUGGCGCGUCGAACCCACGCAAGAAGACAUCGCGUACAAAACCGCGGAAAUGGCAAACCUAUGCGCGUACACGCUAGCCGCAGCCCAACACCCCGCCAAAGAGCCAGCGAUGGAUUUCUUCAUGAUGCACAGCGUGAACCUCGGCGUUUUCUACCCCGUGUUCAUGCGGCUGCACUGGUUGACACUGGAGCAGAAGGCCAGACUGCUGAAUUGGAAGGGUUGGAUGGAUCUAGUUAUAUACGCGGCGUGCGCAUGUCCGACCCUCUAUUUGGAUCGCGUCACGGACUACAAGCCUAAAGCCCCCGGAGGCUGGGACAAUGUCGUAUCCCGCGCAAUACGCUACCCUGACGACGGACAUACGGCGAAACUCAUACGCGCUCUAAUCGGCGCCCGCAAUCUGUCUGCUUCUCAUACCGCCAACCCGGAAUUACCCCUCGCGCAAAAAGAUUUCUUGCAAAUAGCGCAUAUGACUAUGGAUUCUGUGGAGAGGAUGCAGGAUCCGGGAUACAAGGUGCCGGAGAAGCUGAGCAAGUUUUAUGGGGAGGCGCUGGGGUAUGAGGACGAGGUUGUGCGGGUUGUGGCGAGAUGGGUCAGGUGGCCGGGGAUAGAGGGGGCGUGGGAUGAUUUUCCGGAUUUGGAGGCGAGGGCGAGGUUGUAG